AUGCAUCCUAUUUGUCGUACUGAUGUUGGAGAUUAUUGUUUUUGUGUUGCUGAUGUUUUGAAGCUGCUGUGGGUUAAAGUGUUGAUGUUGCAGGAGACGAUGACAGUGCCAGUGGCUUUGUGUGACUUGGUGGGACUGAAGGAGAAUGGCGAAGACUUGGUGACUGUGGAGUGUUCCGUGCCGACCGGGCUUGAAAGGUACGCAGUUGUUGAAGUGUUGGAGAAGUUCGGAGUCUCUGCCAUGCAGGGUCGAGGAAAGAUGUUCUUUGACGUGUCUGCGUCACGUUUGAGUGAGGUCUUGAGUCUUCGCUCAGUGGACAACGCGUACCUCGUGAUCCACUAUGUAAACGACAUGCAAUUCCCGGAAGACGGCUUGAAAUGCUUGCAAAUGAUGUGCGAACGAGUGCCGAAAAUUGACUGGAAACGCGGACUGGAUGCUUGGAAACUUUGCGGCCGCAACCGCCGGGAUUUGAACACCGAUCCCAAGCCUGGCUACCCCGAGUCGCCAUUUUAUAUCGUUGAUGUGAACGCCGUGCAGCGACAGAUAGAGGACUCCACUGCGAAGCGACUCGCUGCGAAGCAGCAUCGCAGCAAAAAGCCGAACAGUGAUGGACGCAGGAACAGGAACCAUUUGAAUCGAGUGCUGAAAGCUCCGCAGGAAAAUGACUCGGGAAGUGACGGGUACCCGAGUUUCCGGGUGACGUGUCACCGAGCAGACGAAAGGAAUGUUUCCGUGCCUGGUUUCGAGUCCCCGGAAGCUGCUUGCGAGUUUGGUGGUGCUGUGUUGAACUCUUUUGGUUGGCCCGUGCGGAUGAAGGGCUUUGAUCUGGAGGUCAUGCUGAACAUCGUGUAUCGCAAGGUACUGGUGGACCCGAUUGGUGAUGGUGAAGAAGGGCGCAAGAAGCCCCUGGACACGGUUUACGUGGCGCUCAAGUUGAAUGAUGAGUCCAUGUAUCAGAGGAACGUGGUGGAGUUCGGGCCGACUACGAUGAGAGCGACGAUUGCGUUCGGGCUGGUGAAAGCGGGUCGGGUUUCAGUUGGAGACCUGGUGCUGGAUCCGUUGUGUGGUUCUGGCGCGAUUCCGAUUGAGGGAGCUAUGGCAUUUCCUGGGGCUGUGUUUUUCGCAAGUGACAAUUUCGACGCAGCGCCUACGAGAACUGUGAAGAACAUGGACCACGCAAAUUCUACUGUUUCCGAGGAUAAAUUCCUCGGAGUUUUUCAAGGAGAUGCGAAAAGAAUCCCUCUUCGAGAUUCCAGCUUGGAUACAGUUGUCACAGAUCUACCGUUUGGCAAAAGGAUGGGAAGCAUUUCCGACAACCGGGUGUCUUACCGAUAUUUCCUGCUGGAGUUUGCCCGAGUGCUUCGCCCAAAUAGUGGCACGUUGGUUUGUAUCACCUAUGACGUCAGAUCACUCACGCAGGUUUUGAGCCUGGGGAAUGUGAAGAAGCUGUGGAGCUGGGUACAUGACCACCCUGUGAACAUUGGUGGGCUGAAAGGUAAGGUAUUCAUCUGCCGUCGGUCAAAGGAGAUGCCAGAAGAGCUGGAUGCAGAUUUGAGUGUCAGUUGAGGUCAAAUACCAGAGUAUCAUGUCAAGUGAUACUCCGUGAUUGAUGCUCCUUCCUUGAAUUCGGUGGAGAUGCUUGAAAUUUUUUUUAUGUCACCAAAAUUUUGAUUUGGUUGAUAAAUAAAUUGCAUUGCCAUCCGACUGA
Molecule: messenger RNA, 1708 nt
Organism: Notodromas monacha
Lineage: Eukaryota; Metazoa; Arthropoda; Ostracoda; Podocopida; Cyprididae
Source: the annotation of a GenBank genome assembly